CAUGGAAUUUAUGUUGACUAACUGCCUUCUUGCUACAGCCACCGGUGUGCUCUUGCACCGAGGUUACUUCAUCUACGGCGAACACGACCGCCAUGCGGAUACUAUCGCUCGAGUCGCCCUAAUCGCCUUGGGUGUAUUAUUUUUCUACUACUGGCGUGGUCAGGCAUUUCCAGCUACGCAGGCCACUCGUGAUACCAUUCUUACAGCCGGGGCUUUCUGUGGGGGCUUGUUCGGCAGUAUCACCUUCUCCCGGUUGUUCUGGUCGCCCAUCCAGCACCUCCCUGGCCCGUUCUGGGCCAAAGUCAGCAAGCUGUAUCAUGUUGCUCAUAUUAUCCGCGCAGAUAACUAUAGAUAUAUGGAUAAAAUGCAUCAUGAGUACGGUGACGUUGUUCGCACAGGUCCAAACGAAGUCACCCUGUUUACUACCGAAGCAUUUGAGAAAAUCUAUGGGGCCAAUUCGCGGUGCGCCAGAGGUGUCUACUACGACAUGAUGCUUCCCCUUGUCUCCCUCGUUACCACGAGGAAUAAAGCUGUGCACAAUCACAAACGCAAACUUUGGGAUCAAGGCUUCAGCAUUAAGAUGUUAGAUGCUCUGGAGCCCAGAGUCUUUGCGUAUGCUGAGGAGCUUGUUCGCCAAUUGAAACAACGCUGUGGAACCCCAGUGGAGAUCUCGCGAUGGUUUGAAUAUUACACUUUUGACAUCAUGGGCCUGGUCGGGUUCAACUUGCAAUUCAAUCUCCUCCAGAGCCAGAAUCAUGUCGCCCUAGAUAUGUACAACGCAGGGCAUCCUGUUCUUGGCGUUGUCACACCUGCUCCCUGGUUGUAUCAUCUCACAGCCGCUAUUCCCGGUGGACAGAAUGGUUACCAUGCCUUUGCCAGGUGGGCAGAUGCUGGUCUACGUGAAAAAAUUGAAAUGAAACCUGGGGAAGAUGUGCUCAGUUAUAUCAUAGAAGAUGCACGCCAGCGGGGCGGCGUGGACGCUAAUUGGACUCACGUCCUCGGAGAUUAUAUUCUCUUCAUCACAGCUGGCAGUGAUCCUCAGCGCCAGGUUCUCACGAACGUGAUGUACUAUCUCAUUCGUUACCCAGAGCAUCUGGAGAAAAUUCGGGUUGAGUUAGAAGCCCUGAAGGAUGUACGAAAUCAUAGAGCACUCCAGCGCCUCCAACACUUUAAUGCUGUGAUCAACGAAACGUUAAGACUGAACCCGGCAGUUCCCUGUGGUGGGCUCCGCAUCACUCCUCCAGAAGGCUUGCACGUCGGCAGCACCUUUAUACCUGGUAAUACCACAGUCUUGGUGCCUCAAUACACAUUAUUUCGACGAGAGGAUUGCUUCGUUCACGCCAAUAGGUUUAUCCCGGAGCGAUUCAGUACCAAGCCCGACCUUAUCCUCAACAAGCGAACCUGGCAACCCUGGAGCUCCGGCGAGUACCAGUGUGUUGGGAAGAACCUAGGCUUGAUGGAAAUCCGCGUGGCCCUAGCCCUAGUAUUGACCGAAUUUGACUUCGAGUUCGCGCCUGGAGAGGAUGGUCAGAAAAUGUUCACGGAACUCCUGGAUUUCUUCACAACAGUACCGGGGCCGUUGAAUCUGAUCUUCAAGCAACAACACUAUAAGUAGCCGAUGGUUCAUACCCAAUGUGAGUUGUUUACCAGUGUAACCUUAGGUAUAUACUAUAUAUAAAUAGGAAACAUGGAAGAUACAGAGCAGGUGAGACGUGAGGGUCCUCAGGAUGAAUUUAAUGGGCAUUUGUGCACAUGAUCGAGGUCACCAAGUAAGAGGUAUACCACCUGAAGCAAGAGAACUUGUCC
This is a messenger RNA of Aspergillus piperis CBS 112811, 1806 nucleotides long. Its product is annotated as cytochrome P450. Gene Ontology annotation, molecular function: heme binding; oxidoreductase activity, acting on paired donors, with incorporation or reduction of molecular oxygen; iron ion binding. The transcript is spliced from 8 exons. Lineage: Eukaryota; Fungi; Ascomycota; Eurotiomycetes; Eurotiales; Aspergillaceae. The annotation marks the transcript as partial. The record is from RefSeq and is a predicted model, not a curated record.